AUGGAGACCCUUCCUCAAGAUUUAAUCGAUCAAAUCGUCUCUUACCUGCUGCCUGAGAACUUCAAACCCAAGGGAUCAUACGAUAAGCGUGGCAAGCCUGCCCUGCCUAUUGCGCCUCUGGCAGCACUCUCGCGACGCCUGCGUGCCUCGGUGGAGAGAUUGACAUUCAAGUACAUCAAGAUCAACAGCGAUGAACUUGCUGAAUUUGGUCAAUUGCUCACGCCUGCGAGGCGUUCAUUGCUGGUCGGGUUGACCUUUACCGUCAUUCUCCCAUCGUACGAUGCCGCGGCCGGGUUGCGAGCCGAGUCCCCCGCAGAGAGAGCUGCAAAUGAUGAAAGCUACACACAGGCCAUAAAAUCAUUGUGUCAAACCCUCAAGAGGUGGGAGACGGAGGAUCUAGAAAGCAUCGUCUGUCGCAUGGCGCUCACCAUCAAUCAUCCGGAGUCACCGAGCGACCGCCCAUGGCCAUCCGAGGUCGCUCCAUGGAGCCCAGGAUCCGGCACGGAGGAUGAGUGUAUUCAUGAAGGCCGCUAUUUGCAUUCAUACAUUGACCUUAUGCAUCCGGAAGAGCUACCCGUGCUUAACAGGGUCAAGCACCUGAACAUGUUGCGGCCGGAGGCCACUUACGCGCACCGAAACGUCUACCCCAAGGUCCCCAUGCUCCUGGCCUCCAAGAUGCCGAACCUGGAGAGCGUCAAGUUCGGCAUGGACGACGAUGAGAAGCGGUUUCCAGACAUACGGAAGCGUAAUCGGGACGAGGCCGCACACGCCAUUCGACAACUGUCGCUGCCGGCGUUGAAAAGUGCCGACUUCCACUUCUUCCUGCGGAGAUAUCGGAAUGAGUCUGUCUCGCCGCCCGUUCUACUUGACCCAGGCAUUCCCGACCCACUCAGCUCAGCAUUUUGCGAGUUUUCUCACAAUCUCGUGAAUCUUGAUCUCACAGGCGUCUUCGACAUCUCCCUGCUCCGCCCUCUCCAGGGAUUAAGCGAGACAUCUUGGCCAAGGCUCAGAUUCCUCGACAUCGACUUCCACGCCACCACUCCAUCAGGCGGCUGGUACUUCACAAGCCGCGAAGGCUGCCCUGUCCCUUCGUCAUACAGCGGAGUGCCUCCCGAUCCUCAGUACAACUACUCAAAUCUGCACGAAGAACAGUUCAGCUUCCGUCGGGAAGCUGACUACGCAUUCCUAACUCCUGUCGAAGUCUUCCGAGCUAGAGUCAAAGACGAGACACUCGUGCCUUUCAUCGAGGCAUAUGCCGACGCACUCUCGGUUAUGCCCAAGAUCACCUCGGCCGUGUUCAACUGCCAACUCGAGGACAGGUCCUUUGACGACGGGGAGCCCGGGUGGUUCAGCAUCGCCUUCUUUGCGCCUUGUGUCAACGCGAAGAAGAACGGCCCGAAGCAGGUAUGCACUAACUGCAACCGCACCGCGACGCGCCAGCUGGUGACCUCAUUGCUGGGAUGGGUACCCGGCGAAGAGUUGGCCGCCAAGUUGCGAGGCAUCAAGGAUGCAUAUUCCAAGGCUCCUAUGGUCGAAAUGGAUAUCGUCGAGUACAUAGAAGAGAACCAGGAGGCUAUAGGUUAG
Messenger RNA from Ilyonectria robusta, 1584 nucleotides. RefSeq lists its product as uncharacterized. The record is from RefSeq and is a predicted model, not a curated record. Bases 1 to 1584 code for a protein of 527 amino acids. Lineage: Eukaryota; Fungi; Ascomycota; Sordariomycetes; Hypocreales; Nectriaceae. The transcript has a single exon.